Messenger RNA from Dioscorea cayenensis subsp. rotundata (Guinea yam), 718 nucleotides. Its product is annotated as 60S ribosomal protein L23. NCBI's taxonomy places the organism in Eukaryota, Viridiplantae, Streptophyta, Magnoliopsida, Dioscoreales, Dioscoreaceae. Gene Ontology annotation, cellular component: cytosolic large ribosomal subunit; ribosome. The transcript has 4 exons. Gene Ontology annotation, biological process: translation. The record is from RefSeq and is a predicted model, not a curated record. Gene Ontology annotation, molecular function: large ribosomal subunit rRNA binding; structural constituent of ribosome. Bases 62 to 484 code for a protein of 140 amino acids.
CUACUAUAUAAACGUCUCCUAGCUCAUCUCCAUCGCCGCGAAGCGCCGAGCAGUCUCCAAGAUGUCGAAGCGAGGUCGUGGAGGGUCGGCUGGGAACAAGUUCCGAAUGUCACUGGGUUUGCCGGUGGCAGCAACGGUGAACUGUGCAGAUAACACCGGUGCAAAGAACCUUUAUAUAAUAUCAGUGAAGGGGAUUAAGGGAAGGCUCAACAGGCUCCCUUCUGCCUGUGUGGGGGAUAUGGUCAUGGCCACUGUGAAGAAGGGGAAGCCUGAUUUGAGGAAGAAGGUCAUGCCUGCUGUCAUUGUGAGGCAGCGCAAGCCGUGGCGCCGAAAGGAUGGGGUCUUCAUGUAUUUUGAGGAUAAUGCCGGUGUGAUUGUGAAUCCAAAAGGAGAGAUGAAAGGCUCUGCUAUCACUGGACCGAUCGGAAAGGAGUGUGCUGACCUAUGGCCGAGGAUUGCGAGUGCAGCUAAUGCCAUUGUGUAAAACAAUUGCUGUUUCCUGAGUCUGAUUGCUGUGGCUUCAGAGUUUUACUUUGGUUGGUAAUCAACAAACUUUAAGUUGUUUCAUGGUUGUUUUUGGCAGUAGCAUAUGGACUAUGUUGCUUAGUAUUUCAGUUGUGUUUGUGCUCAGUUAAUGAUUGUGUGCUUUGUGAAUUUAUUUUGCUUUUGUUCAUUAUAUCACAGAAUCAAUUUUUUGAGUGCUUUGUAUUUUUGUUCA